This is a messenger RNA of Megachile rotundata (alfalfa leafcutting bee), 1353 nucleotides long. RefSeq names its product eukaryotic translation initiation factor 4E homologous protein. Gene Ontology annotation, biological process: translational initiation. The record is from RefSeq and is a predicted model, not a curated record. NCBI's taxonomy places the organism in Eukaryota, Metazoa, Arthropoda, Insecta, Hymenoptera, Megachilidae. Gene Ontology annotation, molecular function: RNA 7-methylguanosine cap binding; translation initiation factor activity. Gene Ontology annotation, cellular component: eukaryotic translation initiation factor 4F complex; cytoplasm.
GUAUGAAAGAACGUGUGAAAAGGAAACAUAAAACGAGAGCUCUAUAUUUUUAUUUAUGUGUUGAAAUAUAUUAUUUGUAAUAUUUAAUCGAUAUUGUAUAUAUAUUUAUAACACAGCCAGAACCAUGUCCAAUAAAUUCGAAAUUAUUUCCAGGUUGUUAAAAACUAAUGAAGAAAGUGGGGAUGAUGAAGUACAAUCAAAAGAUAAUCAAAAAGUUGAAAAAGAUCCACUACCUCCUAUAGAAAUUAGUCCAAAUGAGCACAAAUUACAGUACGCAUAUGCAUUAUGGUAUAGUCGACGUACUCCUGGUAUCCAACCAAGUAUACAAAGUUAUGACCAAAAUUUGAAAUUGGUCGGUAGGUUUGCAAGUGUAGAACAGUUUUGGAGUCUUUAUAGUCAUUUAGUUCGGCCAUCAGAAUUAACAACACAUACAGAUUUUCAUCUUUUCAAAGUUGGCAUAAAACCAAUGUGGGAAGAUGAAGCGAAUCAGAAAGGUGGUAAAUGGAUAGUGAGAUUACGAAAAGGUUUAGUAUCUAGAUGUUGGGAGAAUCUUAUAUUAGCUAUGUUAGGUGAACAAUUUAUGGUCGGAGAAGAAAUAUGUGGAGCUGUUGUAUCUAUAAGGUUUCAGGAAGAUAUAAUAUGUGUAUGGAAUAAGACUGCAUCUGAUUAUGCAACAACAGUACGUAUUAGGGAUACAUUAAGGAGAGUACUGCAUCUUCCACCAAGUGCCUCAAUGGAAUACAAAACUCAUAAUGAAAGUUUAAAGAACGUUCAUCGGCUCUAAUUUGACAUGACACUAACUCGAAAAUUUGAGUUUUUCAUGGAUAAAUUUUUAGCCAAUUGAUACUUAUGAAAAGAUGAUACUUAUUAGGAGAAAAAUAUUUUACAACUAAAGAAUUUGAAUGGACAUCAUAUUCGGUAAAAGCAUUUUAUUCACCAAUGUCUCAUUGUAACUUAUGUAAAUAAUAAAUUCAUGUUAAUAAUAAAAAGAACUCUUGUUUUCAAAAUAUGUUUCAUUUUUAUAAUAAUUGUUUUAAUAAAAUAAUGAAACCUAAUUAUCUCAAAGUUUUAUACAUACCGUCGUAUUUAUGUAUCUAGAAAGCAUUGAUUUAUAAAAAUAAAAAAUCGUUUUAUACUUUAAGUAUUUUUAUUCAAAGGUAUUUAAAACUCGAAGCCCAUUUUACAUAAAGACAUUUAUACAUUUGUACACGAGAUCAUGUUUCUUUAGAAUGUGUACACAAUUAUAAUUUUGUACAUAACACUUUCAAACAUUUUAAACAAAAUAAAAUUUUUAUUUGGAUAUAAACAGUUUCGCAUCUUCAUAUCUUUAACUAAAAACAUGUAAAAAAAAAA